Molecule: messenger RNA, 1434 nt
Organism: Fomitopsis serialis
Lineage: Eukaryota; Fungi; Basidiomycota; Agaricomycetes; Polyporales; Fomitopsidaceae
Exons: 5
Cellular component (GO): cytoplasm
Source: RefSeq, a predicted model, not a curated record
AUGGGCAACAGCACCUCCUCGGGUCGCGGCCACCAUGAGGAGACCGUCGACUUUGGCCACCUCACACCGCAGGGGGUCUACACCGGCUCGCGCGACUGGAACCAGUCCGUAGUCGCACAACUCAUAUGCGAGCGCAGGCUCGCCCCGUUCUACCGACCGCUCGAGGAUUACGACGAGUCGUGGGAUGAAGAGCAGAUCCUGGCGCAUAGGAAGGAGCCGCCUCAGGACUCGGAUUCACCCGCGGAGGCAUCGUCCUCCCGCGGCGACACAGGCAGCAUAUCCUCCAGCCGGUCGCACAAACGCGGACAUGUAAGCACGAACUCGAAGGAGGUGAUUCGAUAUCCAGAGGCAGCAAUAUACCGCGGUGCGGUCGAGUGUCCGAUCUGCUUCUUGUACUACCCACCGAACAUUAACCAUUCGCGCUGUUGUGAUCAAGCCAUAUGCACCGAGUGCUUCGUGCAGAUCAAGCGCGCCGAGCCAAAUCCAACGCAUCUCGUCUCCGAGCCUGCGGCCUGUCCGUACUGCGUGCGAGAGAGCUUUGGCGUUGUCUACACACCGCCAUCCUGGCGCGCCGGGCUGGGUAGCGAGGGAGCGUCGCCCAAGCAGCCCGAAGCAAGUCCGACCGCCGCGAUGAAGCGGCCGCGCAAGAGCUUCGGUGCAGACAGCCCAGAGGUCGUCACGAUCGAUCAAAUUCGCCCGGACUGGGAGGCGAAGCUCGCGGCUGUACGUGCCGCGGUCGCGCGGCGUGCGAACCGGCGCAUCAUCAUGCGCCAGGUGGGCGAUCGGCUUGUUCCUGUCGGGAUCAGCAGUGGGCGCGUGCAUGCGCUCGCGCCGGAGGAGGGAGGACAAGCGGAGAAUGCUGAGGGUGCAGUAGAGCCAGGAGGUGGUCGCAGCCGGCGCUCGCGGAGAAGACAACAGAAUCAGGAUCUUAAUCAGUUGCUGGGUACGAUGGGCAUUGCGGGGCAGGAUCUCGAGGAGCUCAUGAUAAUGGAAGCAAUGCGGCUGUCGCUAGUCGAGCACGAGGAGCAGCAGCGGAAGCAGCGGGAGGAAGAAGAGAAGAAGAAACGCGAGCAAGGCGGUGAGGGUGCGCAGAGCCAGGCUGCUGGCUCUGCCUCUUCGCUGGCACCGCUCGACACGACCUCUGCCGCAGGACCAUCAUCCGCGCCUACCCUGGAGUCGGUCCCGUCGCAGACCAGCAUGCUUGCCUCGUCAACACCAAUAACUCCUGUUAGCGAGUCACCUACCACGCAGAGUCUACUUGCACCGGCCGCCGCCUCUGCCUCUGCUUCUGUCUCCGCUCCCACCUCCGUUCCUAUUGCACACAGCCCCGCCUCGUCGACCACUCCCGACGCUUCGCUGUCGCCUUCAACUCCUCCAGCCGCAGACGGUGACUCCUCGCGGCCGCACACGCCUCCAUCCGUGUCCGAACCAUCG